Molecule: messenger RNA, 2380 nt
Organism: Acipenser ruthenus (sterlet)
Lineage: Eukaryota; Metazoa; Chordata; Actinopteri; Acipenseriformes; Acipenseridae
Product: interferon-inducible protein AIM2-like
Exons: 8
Coding region: 943-2091 (382 amino acids)
Source: RefSeq, a predicted model, not a curated record
GCAGCACUCGUGUUAAAAGCCUAGGGUACAUUUGGCUGAUAGGUACAGUAAACAUGUACUAUCAAACACAAAGACAACGCGUACAGGCUAACCCUAUCCUGUUAUAUUAAUGACCUAACAGCAUCAUAACAGAAAACUCUAGGCUAUUUUCAUGAUGUUGAGUAACACGAUGACAAAUAGGUCAACGAAUUUGACUUGGAUUUAAAAUGAACUGCCUUAUAAAUGUGUCAUAUUAAUCUGUUUACUUUGAGUAAUCAAAUGUGAUAAUUGCACCACGCCCACUGUGUAAAAUCGAAUUCAGAAUGUUUUGCCGAGUCAUUCCUAUGACGUCAUGUUCUGUAGUUGGCCACGGCAUGUAUUCAUUAUGAAGGUUAUUCUCCGAUCAACCAACCGGUUUGUUUGUUUUUGGUUUUUUUUAAAAAACAAACUAUUUUUAAAAAUACCUAAAUCUCGGAUGCAACACGAUAGAACUCGUUACAUUUUAUUUAUUAAAACAGUACAGCGGCAUUAAAGAACAAUAGCAUGGUUUUAAACACAAUUUUAAGUAUAUGUGUCCUCUAAGUUUAUUUAUUUAUUUAUUUAUUUAUGUAUUUAUCAAUUGCCUUUUAUAAUGAAACAGCUUUUUUUUUAAAUCUGGAUUUUACUGCAACCGCUCUGCCUGCUGCAGCUUUCCUUUUCAGAUUUGAGAUUGCAGAUAUUAUCGUCAUCCUUUCUGCUCUGGCGGGAAGUUUGAAUCAGUACUGUUUAAUUAAGUUUAAGCGCACUUUUUCAGCCCUGCCUGCCCCGCCCAUCGUUUGGCUGUCCAUUUAUGGGAGUCAGCGAUUACAUUACACUAAACUGAAUGUAAUUCACAGCACCUUCAAUAAGAAGUAUCCGCACGAACAGCAGUUUCUCCGCGUCCUGCCUCUCUCUUCGUACAGUGAGACCCGCCGCUGAACCGGGAUGAAGAAAACGCUGAAGGACCACCUUGUGGACACCCUGGACGACCUAGUCGAAGAGCAGUUCACCAGGUUCAAGGACAAGCUGGGAGAAACACGGUUCCAGGGGCGCAAGAUCGCCAAGGGGAAGCUUCAGAAAGCGAAAAGCCUGGAAGUGGCGAGUUUGUUAAUCAGCACCUACAGCCAAACGCACGCAGCUAAGAACGCCGUAUCGAUAUUGAGAGCCAUAAAUGAGGCAGACCUAGCCGAAGAGUUGAAAAAAAAAACUCGAGCCGCGCGGCCACCAAAGAAAGUGACAAAAAAGGAGAAAACACAGAGAUCUUCUCCGAUGACUGUGAAGAAUCAACGUAAAAAACCUGCUGGAACAUCAAACAAACUACCACCGAAAAAACUAAAGGUUAUGAAAAUAAGCCAACCAAUAACCUACACAAAUAAGAAAAAGGAAACUAAAGAGGUGGUGAUUAUAACAUUUGCUGACCCAAAGGAUAUAACCCAAGCGAAACUUUAUGAUAUGGCCAAAAUAAAAAAGUUCAAGGAAGGAAAAUUCAUAGAUCUCCAAAACUACAUCAUUGAUAAAGUCGAUAAAAGACUGGUCAUCACUAAACUAACAAAGGUUUCACCAGACGCAGGUUUUGAAAUCAGCGACAAAGUUCUCAAAAAGAUGCUACCAGUUCCACUAAAUAAAGCGAACAGUAGACGAAUCAAAACACCCAUAACCAUACAGGGCAAGGUAACAGAAGUAAAUGAAAAACUGGUGAAUGGAAACGAAGUAACUAUCACAGAUUCGACAGCUGAAACCAAGCUUACACUGUGGGGAGAUCUAACACGCACACGAAUCAAACAAGGAGACUGGAUUGAAGCAACGAACGUUACAUUAAACACUUAUGAUCAGUCUUACAACACAUCAUGGGCAACAACCAUUGAGGUAAAAGAAGUCCUGGAAGUCACAAUCAAAGCUUUUGACAAACGUGGCACUAAAUACAUCCUGAAAACAGAAAAACAGAGCUACACGAUCCAAAGCACCCAGCUGAAAUCCUUCCUGGGUUGUGGAAGAGUUACAGAGAUAUUAGAAAAUCUGGAACGAAAACUACCGCUGAAAUGCUGUGUCGUUUUAAUAAAGGGGACUGAUACUGUACAAAUAAUUGUUGAAUAAAAAAAAAACAAAGCAAAUGGCUCACCCAGUAAAGACACGGAGGUGCAGGGGAGUCAUGCACACAGGAGCUUGCGGGUUUGAAGCCUAGGCCAGGGGAGCGCCAUCUGGUGGUGAAUCAGUGUAGUGGAACAUACAAUGCAGGGGCGCUGCUUGCUUUGUUUUUUUUUUUUUUUUUACUUUGGGAGUUUAUGUGAUGGGGAGGGGUUGGUAUUUGUGGUGUAGGGGAAAUAAUGUAUGUGGGUGUAUCAUUAUGAUUAUUAUUAUUAUUAUUAAAAGUAUGAUAUCAUUA